This is a messenger RNA of Mercurialis annua (annual mercury), 2310 nucleotides long. RefSeq lists its product as uncharacterized. The coding region runs from base 1 to 2247 and encodes 748 amino acids. Lineage: Eukaryota; Viridiplantae; Streptophyta; Magnoliopsida; Malpighiales; Euphorbiaceae. The transcript has 5 exons. The record is from RefSeq and is a predicted model, not a curated record.
AUGACAACUGAGUUUCCAGAAUUUCUGGGGAUUCAUUUCGAUGUUCUUCACGUUCUUAUGGUUUCACCCCUUAGGAAUUUAGUCUUGAUCUGCAUGUCGGGUGAAACCUUAGAUCGUGAAGAGGGGAUGGGGUAUGACGAUCAAGACAUGGGAACAGACGAACCAUCUACGGAGUUUGUAGUCGUCCGCCCUCUCCGAGGUAACACCCCGGAUGUAGGAGAGACAGAGACUUCCCGACCUCUACCAGCCGAGAAGGGAAAAAAGAAGAAAAAUGCUCCUGAGGUCGGCGAGAAAAAUGACGACCGUGAUAUCAAAGCGUCACGAUGCACCCGGGGUUAUCUGAGAGCGGUCCGGGAAACGUUCGGUAUUCCUGUAGAAUACGAGCUCUCUCUGGUCCCGGAAGGAAAAAGGUUGAACGAUGUUCCCCCGGCCAAUACCAUCAUGCUGACACUGGAGCACUUGCAGUCCGGGAUUCGGUUUCCACUGCUCGAGCAUUACAAGGAGUUGAGCCGUUACUUCGAGGUGCCCUUGUCGCAGAUUCACCCCAAUGGGGUUCGACACUUCUCUUGCUUCUUGAAGCUCUGCGAGAAAACCGGGGUGGUGCCUAGCAUGAGGUUGUUCUGCUGCCUGUACCUCAUGUCCCUCAAAGACCGGAACCAUUUUGCAUACCUGCGGUUCCGAAGCGAAAGGAAGGCUGUUCCCGGGGGGUUGGUCUCUGGGGUGAUUGAUUCACUCCGGGAUUUCAAAGAAGAUUAUUUUCAAAUCUCCCAUCCUUCGGCCUUUGAUGGGAUGGGUACCUCGUGGGUAACCAAAUGCUACAAGCCGGAGAAGUGGUUCCACAUCCCGGGACCUCUGGAGGAUAACGACAUCGCGGCCCUUCGGGAUGAUGCCCCCCCGGGGAAAAAAGCACAAGCUGAUGACUUGUGCCCGAAGCUUGCUUUUGACUAUUGGAAGAGUUCGGCGCCCGGUGAUGGGGUGAACAGCCUAGAUCUGAGUAAGCUAGCCGGGAAGAAAAGGAAGAGGCCGGCGAGCCGAAGUGUAGCCCCGGCUCCUGCUCCAGUUCCCCGAGCUACCGAGGAGCCAAAGUCACCUGCUGCCAAGGCACCUGAUGCCCCGGGUGUCCCUGAAGAACCCCUACGGGGUGUUGAUGCUGUCCCCCUCCGGGUUCGCUUACCGGAGGGGAUCGAGGUGCCGGUGGGUGCCAAACCGGUCGGGAACAUCCCGUUCGUGAACCUGGACUCUACCGAGACGGUGGAUGGCCCAGCUCGGGGCCCAACCAAUCCCCAAGGGGCGACUACCGAGCCUGCCGGCCAAAGUUCCAGGGCUCCGCCGACCCGAGUGCCUGAUCUGCCGGACAUCUCGUCGGGGUCGAGCACUACAGCCCCGGGUCCUCAGACCAUCACUCGAGCCAGCUUUGCCGAGUGGGUCAGCAGGCACAACGAUGGUCGACCAGCUACCCUGCAUGACCUGGUCAUUGCGGGCGACGUUGCUCGUGUGACCACUCUUCCUGCUGACCGAGAGCACUACAAGUCCCACCAGCCUGAGAAUUUGUGGGCUGUGGUUUCCUCCUUUUGCCUCCAGGCCUCGCAGAUGGCCUACAUGGCCGAUCAAAACCAGAGCAAGGUGGAGAUCGACCUGACACUGGCCAAGGACCUUCUUCUGACCGAGAAGAAAAAGGCCCGGGAAGCUGAGAGGCGGGCUUCCGAAGCAGAGAAGAAAGCUUCUGAGGGGGCUGCCCUCGUUGCCACCUUGGAAUCCCAGCUGAAGAGUUCGGAAGACCGCCGAGCUGAGGACCUCGGUGUGCUGGAGAAGCUGCGAGCUGAGGUGACUCAACUCGAGAAUGACAGAGUCCUGGCCCGGGACGAUUUCACCAAGCAGCUGGCCGACUUGACAACUCGGAACGAUCUGGCUUCUAAGGGUCUUCGGGAGACCGUGGCCGACCAGAAGAAGCAGAUCGAUGAGAUCACCCAGCGGGCUGAGAAAGCGGAGGCCGAGGUGAAGGAAGUCACAGGCCGGGAAGAGAAGAUCUAUGACGACUUCCGCCGCAUCCUCUAUGUCAGCGAGGUCCAGGCAGGUGAAUAUGUCCGAGGUCGAUUCGGAGCCGAGCUGGAUGUUUCCGACUUCGUUCUGGACAUCGAGGAGUUGGGUCGGCGGGCCAAGGAGCUGCCUGAAGAUUAUGAUGUGCCUGCCGACAUCGAGGACUACCUUGCCGAUGAUCAGGGUCCGAGCUCCGACCCCCCUAGAUAGUUUUAUCUUAGAUAGUUUUAUCUUGUAAAUUUUAAACAAUGUUUUCUUUUUGUAUUUUUGGAA